GGAAGGGGAGGAGAACUUGGCUUAAAGAAGCACCAGCACAGGACCAUGCAGGCCCACGAACUGUUCCAGUAUUUUCGGUUGCCAGAACUGGUUGACAUCCGUCAAUACAUGCGCACCCUUCCCACCAACACACUCAUGGGCUUCGGAGCCUUUGCAGCACUCACCACUUUCUGGUACGCCACGAGGCCCAAGGCCCUGAAGCCACCAUGCGACCUCUCCAUGCAGUCAGUGGAAGUGGCGGGCAGUGAUGGUGCUCGCAGGUCUGCGCUUCUCGACAGCGAUGAGCUCUUGGUGUACUUCUAUGAUGAUGUUAGAACCCUGUAUGAAGGUUUCCAGAGAGGCCUGCACGUGUCAAACAAUGGCCCCUGUCUAGGCUCACGGAAACCAAACCAACCCUACGAAUGGCUCUCCUACAAGCAGGUUGCAGAAUUGGCAGAGUAUAUAGGCUCAGCGCUGAUCCAGAAGGGUUUCAAGGCCUCCUCCGAUCAGUUCAUCGGCAUCUUCUCUCAAAACAGACCUGAGUGGGUGAUCACUGAGCUGGCAUGCUUCACAUAUUCCAUGGUCGUGGUUCCCCUGUAUGAUACCCUUGGAACUGAAGCCAUCACGUACAUAGUCAACAAAGCUGAACUCUCUGUGAUUUUUGCUGACAAGCCAGAUAAGGCCAGACUCUUACUAGACAGUGUAGAAAACAAGUUAACAACAGGCCUUAAAGUCAUAGUUGUCAUGGACUCAUAUGGCAGUGACUUGGUGGAGCGAGGCAAGAAGUGUGGUGUGGAAAUCAUCAGCAUGAAGGCCAUGGAGGACCUUGGAAGAGCCAACAAAAGGAAGCCCAAGCCUCCGACUCCUGAAGAUCUUGCAAUCAUUUGUUUCACAAGUGGAACUACAGGCAACCCCAAAGGAGCAUUGAUCACUCAUCGAAACGUAGUGAGCGAUUGCUCAGCUUUUGUGAAAGCAACAGAGAAAGCAAUUAUCGUGAAUGUCAGUGACACACACAUUUCGUUUUUACCACUGGCACACAUGUUUGAGCAGAUCUUGUUGUGUGUGAUGCUGUGUCAUGGCGCUAGAAUAGGAUUUUUCCAAGGAGAUAUCAGGCUGCUUAUGGAUGACCUCAAGGUACUUCAACCCACAAUCUUCCCUGUGGUUCCAAGACUGCUGAACCGGAUGUUUGACCGAAUUUUUUCCCAAGCCAACACCACACUGAAGCGUUGGCUGUUGGACUUUGCCUCCAAAAGGAAGGAAGCAGAGCUUCGUAGUGGCAUCAUUAGGAAUAACAGCCUGUGGGACAAGCUCAUCUUCCACAAAAUACAGUCGAGCAUGGGUGGAAAAGUCCGGUUGAUGGUCACAGGAGCUGCCCCAGUGUCUGCUACGGUGCUGACGUUUCUGAGAGCAGCCCUUGGCUGUCAGUUUUAUGAAGGCUAUGGACAAACCGAGUGCACUGCUGGCUGCUGUCUGAGUAUGCCUGGAGACUGGACAGCAGGCCACGUUGGUGCCCCCAUGCCUUGCAGUCUUAUCAAACUUGUAGAUGUGGAAGAAAUGAAUUACAUGGCUGCCAAGGGCGAGGGUGAGAUAUGUGUGAAAGGGCCAAACGUAUUUAAGGGCUACUUGAAGGACCCAGGAAAAACAGCGGAAGCCUUGGAUAAAGAUGGCUGGUUACACACAGGGGACAUUGGAAAAUGGCUGCCAAAUGGCACCUUGAAGAUCAUCGACAGGAAAAAGCACAUAUUUAAACUGGCACAAGGAGAAUACAUAGCACCUGAGAAGAUUGAAAACAUCUACAUACGAAGUGAACCUGUGGCUCAGGUGUUUGUCCAUGGAGAAAGCUUGCAGGCAUUUCUUGUAGCCAUCGUGGUACCAGAUGUUGAGGUAUUAACUUCCUGGGCCCAGAAGAAAGGAUAUGAAGGAUCCUUUGAAGAAUUGUGCAGAAAUAAGGAUGUCAAGAAAGCUAUCCUGGAAGACUUGGUGAGACUUGGAAAGGAAUCUGGCCUGAAGCCAUUUGAACAGGUCAAAGGCAUUGCUCUACAUACUGAAUUAUUUUCUGUUGACAAUGGCCUUCUGACUCCAACAAUGAAGGCAAAAAGGCCAGAGCUACGGAACUAUUUCAGGUCACAGAUAGAUGAACUGUAUUCCACUAUCAAGAUGUAAUGUGAGGAGGAAGAAAUCUUGGAAGCAAUGGCACCUCUACAAUCCCUUCUUCUACCGAUGGCCUUCACAUUGGUAACUGUCUGCAGCAAGCAUAGGGAAGGAAAUGUCCAUGUCUGAUUUGUCCAUUCGGGGUCUUGCCAUAGGAAUAUUAGAGGAAAUGGAACACUGCCUUACCGUCAACCUCGUGUUGCAGACUAUGUUCAUGGUGAAACACAAUUUCCAAAAUGAGCCUUAAAAAUUGUUAAGGGGAAAACUAUAAAAAGUGCUUAAGUUAUUUGAGACUUUCUCAUUUAAUAAGGUGGGUGUGAAAACUUCUUGUCUCCCUUCCUGUUUUUCUAACCAAGGAGUUAGGACUUCGCUGUUUCUGAGAUGUCUGCUACUUGCUGCAAACUGUGCAGCUCUGCUGCUCUGAAGAGUACAGUGCACUGGAGAGAAGUGGUCCCUUUCACAAUUAAGAACACGUGUCCCGGCUGGAGGACUGUCACAAACGGACCAGAGAUUUCUUUUACAGUCCCUGCCACUUUCUCUUUCCCACCUCACACAGAGUCACUCGACCCUCUGUAAGGGUUCAGGACAGUCCCCUGUUGAUCCUGCAGGGACUUAAACCAAAGGACAGCUCCACCUCAGAAUAAUGUGGUGCCCAAUCUUGGAAGGAAGAAUGGCUAGUCAGAGACAAUAGCUUCUCUGGCUUGAACCACAAGAUGCUCUUAGACUUUUCUCCAGAUUUGGCUCCCUCCCUCCCUUACCCUGCCAGGGGUUAUGAAAAAUCCUGCCUUAGACUCUACAGUGAAGACAGCUUUUCAAGAAAGAAUUACCUGGAUCAACCAUGUUCAACUGUGAUGCCUACAUAGCGCUGUCUACUUGACCUUCACUGAACCACUCACUGUUUGUAAUGAAUGGCAAUGGGCUUUUAAUGUGGUUUUCAUAUGAAAUAAUUAUGUGAUUAACUUGCUUCCCCUCAACUACCCCCCCCACUCACUCUCAGGCAAAGCACAUCUUCAAAAAUAUUAAAGGAACAUACUUGGGUACCCAUUGAAAUGGACAGUAUAAGCAAAUGUUCUUAUAAUACUACCUGAUUUCUAUGAAAUGUAUUUGACAAGCCAAAAUUCUGGGAUGUAGAAAUCUGGAUUUAAAAAAAAGAAUUUUCUGGGAUUCAUUUCUCAAGGGAUUUUUUUUUAGAAGUUAAUUUGGUAAAUUAACUGCAUUUCACUUUGUUGUGAGACCUUGCCACAGUUUUGAGUGAAUUGAGCUAUCACGUAUACUUUGAGAGCCACUGUUGUUGGGCACAUGCGUACCGUGUGUUCUAGACCGACACAACAGGCCUGUGCUAAGCAGUUGUUGUUGUAAUAACACUAUUUGGUAGCUUAACUUCAGAUACAUAUUCUUAAUUGCACAAAAAUCCAAUAAUUUGUCACAUUGGGGUUUUGAAUGUUUGCUUUAAGUGUUGGCUAUUUCUAUGUUUUAUAAACCAAAACAGAAUUUCCAAAAACAAUGAAGGAAACCAAAAUAAAUGUUUCUGCAUUUCAAGUG
Dipodomys ordii (Ord's kangaroo rat) is the source of this 3672-nucleotide messenger RNA. RefSeq names its product acyl-CoA synthetase long-chain family member 1 (gene Acsl1). The record is from RefSeq and is a predicted model, not a curated record. The transcript is spliced from 22 exons. Gene Ontology annotation, biological process: long-chain fatty-acyl-CoA biosynthetic process; long-chain fatty acid metabolic process; very long-chain fatty acid metabolic process. Bases 46 to 2142 code for a protein of 698 amino acids. Gene Ontology annotation, cellular component: membrane; endoplasmic reticulum. Lineage: Eukaryota; Metazoa; Chordata; Mammalia; Rodentia; Heteromyidae. Gene Ontology annotation, molecular function: arachidonate-CoA ligase activity.